CCGAGUAAGUGGUCGCAUCGUUCACUUGACCAAGUAAGUGGUCGCAUCGCUCACUUGACUGAGUGAGUGAGUGGUGGCCAGCACAGCACAAUAGCAACACAGUUCACUCACGGACUCAUGGCUCACACGUCCCCAGAUGGCUUUGUGACAGCAACUACAAUGAUGACUGAAGGCUUCCAGGCAUUAACUCGUUUCCAUCCCAACCAUGGGGUCAAUGUUAUGCUCUAUGAUGACAAUACUGUUGCAUAUAGAAAAGCAAGUUUUGCUAAUGCGGUGACCAUCAGCGAGCGCCCCCUGCAGCCUGGGGAGAUCUUUCUGGUAGAGAUAGAGAAGACUGAGCCAGGCUGGACAGGUCACAUGAGGCUGGGACUGACGCAGCUCAACCCAGCCAACCCAGGACUACCAGAGUUGCCCCCAUACUCUCUACCUGAUAUGACCAACAUGGAAAACUCUUGGAUCUGUGCUAUCACAAAGAGCCACAACCGUGUUCAGUUAGAUACAGAAGGAGAGGCUGAAGGAGAAGAGGUGGCUAUAGAAGUGCGAGGAACAGACAUCACUAGAGAACAAGGGGAAGACAUUCAGAGGUCAGAGGUUAGGGAAGAAGUGGUGAGGACACCAACAGAAAACAUUCACACACAUGAGAGAAGUGCCUCUGAUAUGGCUGGGCAUGAUGGAGCCAAAGGUGAUUCCUUUGGGGUGUUUAGAAUAAGAAAUAGAAGGAGAGGGGCUGCAAGCAGUGGAGGUCUGCGAGGUUUGGAUUCCAUAGUUGUUGGUGAGCACCUGCAGACUUCACGUGGUUUGGUGCCAAAGUCGCUCUUACAGCCUACAUCUUAUGACUUCACUGCUCCCUCUGGUCAAAAAAUAACACUCAAGAGAGACAAUAUUCUACCUACUGAUGAGGGCAGUAGGAUCGGUAUCAUCUAUUUACCUAGACUAACCUUAGACGCCAUCGUCAAUGAGAGCCAACUAGUUAACAAAAGAGUAAACGAGAGAGAGAACGAGAUACAGAGUUGAGACAAUGUAAGAACACAAACUGAACAGGUAGUGGACGAUCACUUGGUCAGGCAA
This is a messenger RNA of Cherax quadricarinatus, 1068 nucleotides long. Lineage: Eukaryota; Metazoa; Arthropoda; Malacostraca; Decapoda; Parastacidae. The record is from RefSeq and is a predicted model, not a curated record.